Messenger RNA from Penicillium cinerascens, 660 nucleotides. RefSeq names its product putative telomere-associated RecQ helicase. Lineage: Eukaryota; Fungi; Ascomycota; Eurotiomycetes; Eurotiales; Aspergillaceae. The coding region runs from base 1 to 660 and encodes 219 amino acids. The record is from RefSeq and is a predicted model, not a curated record. The transcript has a single exon.
AUGGCCUUGAUGCUAGUGGUGGAGCAGGCGGUCCAGAUGGCCGAUGAUGGCCUUAUCGCCCACCCAGCAGAUACGCUGGAUGAUAUGCGUGAGCGGUUCCUACUGUAUGGAGUCCGGGCCCCCUUUGGCUGGAUCAGCCGUCUACGUACGUACGGCAAAAAGAUCCAGAACAAUACGAGUAGCUUGGGCUAUAUCUACUGGAGUGAUGACGAGCAAACCUUGAGCUAUAAGGGGCUACGCCUAACCAUGACGGACUUUCAGCGCUUUGCCCGGACUCGGGUGACUUUGGCUCAAUCUGAUCUAGAGCAACUUUUCUUACUUCAUGAAGAUGAGGAGCGAGAGACUGUGGUUCCGCUACUAUCUCUACAUCAGCUACAAGAUAAUCUCACACACAACCAGCGAGGAUGGAAUUUCCUUCACGAUCGACGCAACCGUGAUAUACUUACCGUCAACGGGGAGCGGUGGCUCAUGGACCGGCUCCUGCAAAGUGACUCGUUACGCGGGGAGUUUCUUGAAAUUCGGAAGCAUGAUAUACAGGUUGUCUGGCGUCUAUCCGCGGUGGAUAACUAUCUGCAGCAGGUAGACCGAUUUCUUCAUUGGCUUCUACUUCUGGUCCAUAUUACUGGGGGCCAGCCUAUCCCAUGGGGGGGGGGGGGGUAA